Drosophila kikkawai is the source of this 1555-nucleotide messenger RNA. RefSeq names its product E2F transcription factor 2 (gene E2f2). Gene Ontology annotation, cellular component: RNA polymerase II transcription regulator complex. The record is from RefSeq and is a predicted model, not a curated record. Gene Ontology annotation, biological process: regulation of transcription by RNA polymerase II. NCBI's taxonomy places the organism in Eukaryota, Metazoa, Arthropoda, Insecta, Diptera, Drosophilidae. Gene Ontology annotation, molecular function: RNA polymerase II cis-regulatory region sequence-specific DNA binding; DNA-binding transcription factor activity, RNA polymerase II-specific.
ACUCGGGGGUAGAAUAGAGGGAGAAUGAAAAAAGUGACAUAAAUGGCGGAAACCUUCAGCGCCAACAUUUGUAUUUAAUUUGGACUAAUUUCGCACUAUUUCGUGUUUCUUAAGUAUUGAAUGCAGAGUGCAAUCGCACAACGAGUUACCAGAACGGAAAAAUUGUCUUCAAAGCGACCGCAGACCAUGUACAAACGCAAAUCGACGACUAUUGUUAAAAGAGACAGCAGCUCCGCAGCGGGCUCCUCCACAGUGGUGAUGAUGGGCGGAGGUGCUGGCGGUUCCGGCAACGUGGACAUGGACGAGCCCCAGACGCCUACCAAGGUGUACGAGACCAUCGGCAUGGACACAUCCCAGGACACGCACACGCCCCUGAAGUCUCCGCACUUGCAGCCCGGACAGCAGCGUUCCGUGGGCUCGCUGGUCUUGCUCACACAGAAAUUCGUGGAUCUCAUGAAGGCGAACGGCGGCACUAUCGAUCUGAAAGCGGCCACCAAAAUCCUGGACGUGCAGAAGCGGCGUAUAUACGAUAUCACCAAUGUGCUAGAGGGCAUUGGCCUAAUUGAUAAAGGCAGACACUGCUCCCUAGUGCGCUGGCGCGGUGGGGGGUUCAACAAUGCCAAGGACCAAGAGGAAUACGAGGAGGCACGUGACCGGACCAAUCACUUAAAACUGCAAGAGGACGAGUUGGACAAACAAUUGGAGUACGCACAGCGCAAUCUGCGUUAUGUAAUGCAGGAUCCAGCGAAUCGCUCGUAUGCGUAUUUGACCCGAGACGAUCUGCUGGACCUCUAUGGAGAUGAUUCUGUAUUUACCAUACCGAACUAUGACGAGGAAGUGGAGAUACAGCGAAAUGAGAACGAACUGAGCGUAUCGCUGGAUAAUGGCAGCACCAUUGACAUUCGCUUGGUGACCAACCAGGGCAAGAGCACAGCGAGUCCUCACGAUGCGGACGGCUUCUUCGACUACCGGCGCCUGGACACGCCCUCGCCCUCAAUGUCGUCACGCUCCAGCGAGGAUGGCAAGGGCACGGGAACCACGGGGAACGUGAUCACCGAUGAGCACACGUACUCGUGCAAUCCCGACCUUAAGGAUGAUAUAAAAGUGCUCGAAAACGAACUGACGGCUAAGAUAAUAUUUCAGAAUUACAUGACCGGGCAUUCACUGCGACGUUUCUAUCCCGAUGACCCAAAUCUAGAAAACCCGCCACUAGUGCAGCUGAACCCACCCCAAGAAGACUUCAACUUUGUGCUGAAAAGCGACGAAGGCAUCUGCGAGCUGUUUGACUUGCAAUGCUCCUAACUGCGCGGACGGGGGGAUUUUCACAUAAUAUCGACUGUACAACUACACUGCAAAUGGCCGCGAGCAUUGUGCAAAUAUUUAUGAUUAGUACAAUUCUGACCUUUGAUUUGUUUAUAUACCGUGUAGAAAUUUUAAUUAGCUUAAUUCCAAUGUAAUUUCGGCAGAUUAACAUUAAAUACAAUAAAUUCUUUACAGUGCACCCAUCAUAGAGGGUGUAAUUGCUUAUAAAACACCUUUUAUAACAUAAAACCAA